This is a messenger RNA of Dromaius novaehollandiae (emu), 6479 nucleotides long. RefSeq names its product neuregulin 1 (gene NRG1). The record is from RefSeq and is a predicted model, not a curated record. Gene Ontology annotation, molecular function: chemorepellent activity; protein tyrosine kinase activator activity. Gene Ontology annotation, biological process: intracellular signal transduction; activation of transmembrane receptor protein tyrosine kinase activity; animal organ development. The transcript has 10 exons. The coding region runs from base 203 to 2260 and encodes 685 amino acids. Lineage: Eukaryota; Metazoa; Chordata; Aves; Casuariiformes; Dromaiidae.
GCUCCAGCGCGACAGGAUGCUGCCGCUACUGUCCCCCCUGCCGCCGCCGCUGCCGUUGCUACCGAUUUUGCUUUUGCUCCUUCUCCCGCGCGACGGUUGUUUCCCUCGUCUGGGCAGACACCAGCCUCAGACGCCCAAGUAAUGGACUGUGAUAGAGUUAAGGCCUUUCGGAGGUGAGCUGCUUGAGAGCUGGUGCUUAAACAUGUCUGAAGUAGCUGCCGACACUUUCCCCAGCCCCUCAGCUCAGCUGAGGCCUGACGCGUCUCUCGAGGGGCUCCCGGCUGAGGAGGACAUGCCGGGGACCCAAGGGGAGGACAGGCGGGUCCAGGGCAUAGCAGGCCUUGCCGCUACCUGCUGCGUGUGCCUGGAGGCAGAGCGCCUGAAGGGCUGCCUCAACUCCGAAAAGAUCUGCAUCGCCCCCAUCCUGGCGUGCCUGCUCAGCCUCUGCCUCUGCAUUGCCGGCCUCAAGUGGGUCUUUGUGGACAAGAUUUUUGAGUAUGACUCUCCCACCCACCUUGACCCCGGGAGGAUAGGACAAGACCCAAACGGUGCUGUGGAUGCUACAGCCCUGCCUGCCUGGGUGCCUUCGGAGGUGUACACCUCGCCUUUCCCCGUAACUAGCCCCGAGAGCAAGGCUGACGCGACCGUGCGAACGGACAGCUCGCUGGUGCCCUCCAAAACCUCCCUCCAGCCCACCCUGUAUAGCCGCAUCCUCCAUGUCGGGUUGCUGUCCUCGGCCGCGCCUUCGCUGCCACCGCCCGCCCGGGAGCCUACCACUGCGUCCCAGGCGCAAGCGACAGAAACCAACCUGCAAACCGCUCCGAAACUCUCCACUUCUACAUCUACAACUGGGACAAGUCAUCUCACAAAAUGUGACAUAAAGCAGAAAGCCUUCUGUGUAAAUGGGGGAGAGUGUUACAUGGUUAAAGACCUCCCAAACCCCCCAAGAUACCUGUGCAGGUGCCCAAAUGAAUUUACUGGUGAUCGCUGCCAAAACUACGUAAUGGCCAGCUUCUACAAGCAUCUUGGGAUUGAAUUUAUGGAAGCUGAGGAACUGUACCAGAAACGGGUGCUGACCAUAACUGGCAUUUGCAUUGCUCUUCUAGUAGUUGGCAUCAUGUGUGUGGUGGCCUACUGCAAAACCAAGAAGCAGAGGAAGAAGUUGCAUGACCGCCUCCGGCAGAGCCUGCGCUCGGAAAGGAACAACAUGGUGAACAUGGCCAAUGGUCCACACCACCCCAACCCACCGCCAGAUAACGUCCAGCUGGUCAAUCAGUACGUUUCAAAAAACGUAAUCUCCAGUGAGCAUGCAGUUGAGCGAGAAACAGAGACCUCGUUUUCCACAAGCCACUACACCUCAACCACGCAUCACUCCACGACAGUCACCCAGACCCCCAGCCACAGUUGGAGUAACGGCCACACCGAGAGCAUCCUCUCCGAAAGCCGCUCUGUGCUGGCCAGCUCCUCCAUGGAGAACAGCCGCCACGCCAGCCCCGCGGGGCCCCGGGGACGCCUCAACGGCAUCGGCGGGCCGCGGGAGAGCAGCGGCUUCCUCAGGCAUGCGAGAGAGACCCCCGACUCCUACCGAGAUUCUCCCCACAGCGAAAGGUAUGUCUCAGCAAUGACCACACCAGCUCGCAUGUCGCCAGAAGAUUUCCACACGCCGACUUCUCCCAAGACCCCCCCUUCCGAAAUGUCUCCACCGGUUUCCAGCUUGACCGUGUCCGUCCCUUCAGUGGCGGUAAGUCCCUUUGUGGAAGAGGAAAGACCGCUGCUCCUGGUGACCCCACCACGACUACGGGAGAAGUAUGACCACCACCUUCAGCAGUUCAACUCCUUCCACCACAAUCCUGCCCACGAGAGCAGCAGCCUGCCACCCAGUCCUCUGCGGAUCGUGGAGGACGAGGAGUACGAGACAACACAGGAGUACGAACCAGCACAGGAGCCUCCAAAGAAACUCACCAACAGCCGGCGGGUAAAAAGAACAAAGCCCAAUGGUCAUGUUUCCAGCAGAGUGGAAAUGGGCUCCGACACAAGCUCAGAGAGCAGCACCUCUGAGAGCGAAACAGAAGACGAGAGAAUAGGCGAGGAUACACCUUUCCUGAGCAUACAGAACCCCAUGGCCGCCAGUCUGGAUCCGGCCACCGCGUACCGGCUGGCUGAGAGCAGGACUAACCCGGCGAAUCGCUUCUCCACACCAGAAGAGUUGCAAGCAAGGUUGUCCAGUGUAAUAGCUAACCAAGACCCUAUCGCUGUAUAAAACAUAAACAAAACACAUAGAUUCACAUGUAAAACUUUAUUUUAUAUAAUGAAGUAUUCCACCUUUAAAUUAAACAAUUUAUUUUAUUUUAGCAAUUCCGCUGAUAGAAAACAGGAGAGGAAAAAAAAAAAACUUUUAUAAAUUAAAUAUAUGUAUGUACAAAUGUGUUAUGUGCCAUAUGUAGCAAUUUUUUACAGUAUUUCAAAAAUGGAGAAAGAUAUCAAUGGUGCCUUUAUGUUACGUUAUGUUGAGAGCAAGUUUUGUACAGUUACAAUGAUUGCUGUCCCAUAGUAUUUUGCAAAACCUUCUAACCCUCACUUGUCCUGGCUUUUUUGCGCACUGCAUUAUAAUGACUGGAUGUAUGAUUUGCAAGAAUUGCAGAAGUCCCUCUAUUUGCUUGUAGUAGAAUUCCCAAAUCAAAAAGCCCUGUAAUGGCACUCCCACCCUACCCACCCCACCAGAAAACCACAAAAAAUACCAAAAAAAACAAAAACUGAAAAAAAAGAAAAAAACUGUUUUCUUCUAUAAGAAGUUUUAUUUGCUUUUCGUAUAUGAAAUGAGUUUUGUCUGCUCUAUGCCAGCCGAAAGGUUUGCUUCAUUGAGCACGGGGAUAUAAGUAGAUAAAGCAGCAUGCUACUAUUAAUUACAGCAGGAUAACAAAAAACCUGCAUUAAAUAAUGUUACUUAUAGAAAGAAAGUAAUACUGUGAUUUUAAACCAAAUAUAUUAUUAAUCAGAGGUCAGCUUAUACUCACUAGGAGCUGUCAUUUCAUUAUUUUCCAAAUAUUAAUUGUUCUAGUUAUCCCUUAGGAAAUGGGUUCAGGUUAGCUGAGGCUUUGAACCCAAUACUCUAUUAAAAAAAAAGAAAAAAAAGGAAAAAAAAGAUUUCUAUUAGUUUAAGUUAAUGAGGCAAAUAUUAUAGCAGAUAUCUGUAACCAAACAAGGAAGAGAUCUAGCUGGAAAACAAAUGCCACUAAUAAAAGUGCAAUCAGUUUUCACCUCUAUUUUUUAAUGUUGAUUUUUAAUAGAUUAUUUAUCCUUUUUUUUCCCCCUCCAAAUUUUCUCCCCUUUCUUCCCCUCCUCAAAAAAAGAACCCUGACAAGCUUCUAGCAAUAACUUGUUAGCGUUGCUGUUACAGUAGUAAGAACAAUUCCUGGACACAAAAGUGAUUUUCAGGGAAGAACUGAUUUGCUGAAUGGUUAAAAAGCGUAGACAGUAGAAAGGACAUAGCAGAAGUAUGGAGUUAAUUUCUAGUCGCCUUUAUUGGUUCAACUCUUUGAGGGGAGGGGAGGCAAGGCUGAUGCAAAGCCCGUUUAUGAAGGCAAGCACACCAUGAGGGUUACAGCCGUACUGUGCACUGGUAUCUGCUACGGAUGUUCAUACGACCAGUGAUGGCCUUAGAGUCUUGGACUGGCAAUGAACAAAGUGCUGUCAGUGCUGGAACGGUUGCACCCUUCCGGAUAGAAGCAAACGGCCUCUUUUGCACUGAAUUCCUAUCAGUUUAGUCAGGGUCACUCUGCCUCUUCUCUUUGUUUGAUUUUUGUUGUAUGUUCAGUUGGCACAACACAGACUCAGGAUUGAUGUGGAAAACAAAUGUUUUGCCUGGACUCUGGGGAUUCUGAAAAUGAGAACAUAUGUUCUACAGGUAUUACUGGACUCUAAAUAAGAGCCAUGUCAAGAGAAAUUUCAGCCAAACUACACUCAUCCUUUGGGCCACGUUCUGGUCCCAGUUAAAUGAAGAGAAAUAAGUCAAGGAAAUUUUGUCAGAUGUAAACCAGAGGAGCUAAGGUCUUGACUCAGUAAAUUGUUUGAGCAUAUGCUUAUGUUAAUCCCAGCAAAACUUAUCUUCAGCAUGUGCUAGACUCCUAUUGACACAUCGUGGGUAUGCGUAAAGUUAGGCAUGUGCUUAAGGGUUUUGCUGAACAAGGUGUCCUAUAGAUUUGAGAGCUAGUGGCAAAGUCUAGUAAAUGAGGCUAUUCAUCAGGGUGAUGAAAAUCAGUGACUUGGUCACUGUAUAGACUAACCAUAUCAUGCUAAUAAGAGUGUGGAGGAGUUUAUUUGACCACCAGAACCAGCAGAAAAAAAAAAUAAAUAAAACUUUAGAAAGGGAAGAAAAUGAUGACAAAGUUGGAAGCUAGGAUGUUGGUGGAGGAAGCCAAAGACUGUCUAGCUCAGCUUUGGGCUACAUAAUACCUGAAACAGCACUGCUUAUUUGAGAAGCCUCUGGGAGACUGCCGUUUGUCAUCUACAUACUGCCGGGACUCAAGUCCCCUCUUGCCAUUUUCCCCUAGGUGGCAUGUACUUGACUACACCUUGCUUUUGCAUUCCCUCAACACCAAAACAAGAGCUCUGUUUAAAUUCCAGAUACCAUACAUUCAUUUUCAGCUCUUUAAUCAAGUCUAUUUAUAUGCAGUCCCAUGCAUACCUCCCCGGUCACUCUGCAGCCCAGUAGUACAGAGGGCCAGGUAGACUUUCCUGAUGCCUAACCAGCUGCAGAUGACAAGUUUCCAAUAGACUUGUGCUGUUGAGUUACCAGAGGCUCUUAAAAAUCCAUCCUUUCAAUAAGAUCUUUUAUAUCUCAGAUGCUUACAGAAUGCUUACAAACGUGACAAGACAGGAAAAGGAUGGCAGAGAAAGAAGUGAUUUGUCCAAAAUCACUCAUCUUAGUGGCAGAGUAGAGAUUAUUGCCCAGGGCAUUUGUAAUCUCCUCCAGUAUAGAUCACCCAUGGGGUCAGCUCACAUUGAGGUGGCUGUCAUAACCUAGACAGGAUGGAGAGGAAAUUUACUUCAAAGUGGAGUAAGUUAUUUGAAUUUACCGAAACUGUUAUUGACUAUAGAGGGCCGAUAGAAAAGGAGGGAGCCACUGUAUGUCUGGAGCAGUAUCUGUGGCAUUUAUUUAGCCUGGCUCUAGUGCAAAAUGUCACACCUCUCCUGUUACAGUGCCUCGAAGUCAAAGUAGUGUCCAAGCUCCUACUCCUUCCCCUACACAUGGUAGUGCACUAUAGGGUAUAAGCUAGCUUGAAAGCUGGGGCCUUCAAAUGGACCUAAGACCAAAGAAAUACAAUUGGGGAUCUGGCAGCCUGAGCCCUUAGGUCUUUGGGGAGAACCCAGCCUUACAAUACAAUUCAUGCAACAGCGAGUAACAGGAGUUUCCCUGGCUUGGCACUCACUGAACUGGGAGCAGAACGUGGCCCCAUCACCUCUGCACUUACUUUUAGCAUAUUGUGGGAAUGAUAGGCGUCUGCUUCAGCCAAGUCCUCACCCCAAAGUCAGCAGCUUUAUAUGGAUCCAGGCUCUGCUGACAGGCUGCAGCCAGCCCGUACUGGGCUUGACACUAAGGGAGCAAACUGCACGUAGGGAGCAGAGCCAGCAAGUCCGUAAGGGACAGGCCAGCUCCUCUAUUGGGGAUAAUUGCUCCAUUUCCCAGACCUCUGUGCUAGGGCCUUUACCCUCGGGCCAGCACUGUGUAAGCCUUGCCAACCUUUGGCUGAGAAUCACGGCAAGGAGAAAUGUGCUUUGAAGAGGGGUAAAGUAUUACAGAGGCUGUGAAGUUGUUCAAAUUGUCGUGGUUUCCAUGUUAUUUAACUUAGACUGUGGGUUUUCUCUGUGUGUAUGAGUGUGUGUGUGUACGUGUGUGUGUGCGUUUAUAUGCAGAAAUUCUCCAUGAUUAAAAGGCUCCCUUCAAGGGCGCGUAGUUGGAAGAUGCUGUGCACAACUUGGUACAGCUUGUCUGUUUAGCUGGUGUUAAUCAGUACAGCAGCACACAAGCCCAUUUUCACCAGUGAAAAACUUAGUCCUUCCUCUUGGCUCGGUGAUUCCCUCCCUCACCUGAGCCACCUCAACACCCUCUGGACUGAGAGAAAAAUCACUGACUCUAUCAAGAAAACAGUGAAUCUCCUUCUCUUUCCAGUCCUCCAAAACAACCCUGCAUCUCCCUGCUUCUCUCCAGCCACUGUAUCGUCACACACAUCACAAGCAGUUACUUGUGCAUCCCGGAUAGCAAACUUGUGUUCCCUCAAUGGACACAUCUCCAGCAGUUGAACAUAAGCAAAGCCGCUUCUCAGUCCUGCAGCGUGGCUACAUACCAACAACUUGGACUUACUUCCGAUAAAAAAAACAGUACCUAUGAAAUGCUGCAGAGAAAAGCAGACAAAGAAAACAGCCACAUGUCAUCAUUUGUAAUUCUCUGCUCUACUGUAAAUGCAUCUUGUACAUACUUG